This is a messenger RNA of Linum tenue, 2019 nucleotides long. NCBI's taxonomy places the organism in Eukaryota, Viridiplantae, Streptophyta, Magnoliopsida, Malpighiales, Linaceae. The record is from the annotation of a GenBank genome assembly.
GAUUAUCCAUUUAUUAGCUUGCCUGUUUUGGAUUUGGAUUGUUGUUACAGUGAAGAGAGAGCGGGAACUACUGUUCUCCAGCUGAGCGGAACUCACCUUAUUUCUCAACCCAAUGGAGUGAGUGAGUCGAGCUGGGUAAUGGAGGUGGAGUUGUUUUACUACGAGGCACGCGAAGUGGAUCCUGACUACGAGUUCGAUGCGCCGAUGUUCUUCGAUUUCAGCCGGGAGGAGACCUUCGCGGAGGCGCUAUUGGCCGAGCGGUGGUUCGGCGCGGCUCCGAGUUACCCGCCGUCUCCAUUUGUGGCAAAGUUCGUGCUGGGAGAGGAAAUCAUGUUGCAGAACAUUAAUACAUCUCCGAAACCUAAAGGUGAUGGAUAUGUGACCACCUUGCCCAAUGAUGAAGACGGUGGUGUUCUGGGCCCGGAAAGUGCAGCGGUGGGGGAUGACCAUAAAGCAGGUUUCAUAAUUUACAAUCAUCAGUCGAGUGAUAAAUUCAAUGCCAAGGCUAACCUGUUGAAGCCUAAAUCUCGAGGUUGCUCAACCUUGAUGAGACCCACAGCUAGCCUGUUGGCUAAGCAAACACGAGUGCCUCAUUCUGGUAGUUCCAGGUUUCAAAUGGCUCUGGAUCAGAAAGAAAAAAGCGUACAUAACUCAUCCAUGGUUGAAAAUCAGGCUGCCAAACGGCAGAAGCUAGAGGGAGGUCAUCUGCAAAAGGUUGGUGAUGCAAACCCACAGACUGAUUUCCUCCACAAAGCACCUGCUAAGUUGAGGUUAACCAUUCCAAGAGAGCCAGACUUUGAGACAGCACAUAGAGCACACAGAACUAGGCCUAUGAUUACAUCAGAAAUUGAGCAUACAACAGUUGCUGUUCGAAGAUUCAAAGCACGCCCGUUGAACCGAAAAAUUCUUGAGGCCCCUUCAUUACCCAUCCCAAAGAAAAGCACUCCAAGGUUGCCUGAGUUUCAAGAAUUUCACCUGAAGACAUCAGAAAGGGCCAAGCAGCAUACUUCUGCAGUUUCAUUUUCCUCACUUCAGUGCAGCAGUUCUAAUCAGGGUAUGGACAAGCAGGCUACUAUCUCUGUUGCAGAAAUGGGAAGGAGAGAAUCCAGAAGACCCAGUACUCUCAAUGUUACAAAGCAGGAUGGACAAAGUACAUCACACGUAUUCAAAGCUCGCCCACUCAAUAAAAAGAUAUUAUCAAGCAAAGGAGACAUAGGUGUUUUUCGAAACAGCAAGCGGCAAACCACAGUGCCCAUGGAAUUUAAUCUCCAUACAGACAAGAGACCUCAUCAUAAUCCUCCCAUAGACCUAUUCAGCAAGCUGUCAUUAAAAUCCGAAAUCCAGCUAAGCUUAGAACCUCUGUCCCAGUUUACUCGACCAAACCCUGCAGCUAAAGUGGUUUCUCUAUUUAAGGGCUCAAAAGAGAAUCAGUUGAAUCCUCUGCAGACAGACCGCAAGAUGCUGCACGUACCGAAAGGAAGGCAAUCCGGCUUUAGUGGAAUGCAGAUUCACCCAGGAAGCAAUGGAUGCAACAGUGAGGUUGGGAACCAGUACGGCGUGAGGUAUGCAGCCAGGAAAAAGGAAUUUGGGCAUCCGGUGAGAGUGGCUGAAGCCUGACGAAAAGAAUACCUUGAAACGCAAGCUUCACAAUACAUGGCUCAAGACUUUUUUGUCCCCCUCACCGCUUUCUGCAAAAAUGCACAACCAUCAUCGAGUCAGCUGAAGCAAUCAAUUUCUUCCUGAAGAAGAAAGCUCCACAUCUCACACCAGCAUUGUACAUCUUACCCUUUCCGUGAAAAGAAGAAUAACUGGUUAAAAGGCCGAUGUUGUACAGUCGUUUGAGGCCUUUCUCACCCUUCAGUAUCAUAGGAUAUUUUGGCCUUUACUUGUAGCAACCCAGAAAAACCCUCAUUUGUAGCUCUCUUUCUAAAUGUCAUCAAGGUCAAUGAUCUUUUGUUUCCAAUGUAGCUUCACCAGCUUAAGUAAUAGAAAGGAAGGAUAUUUCCAUUGCUUACCAAA